Aspergillus saccharolyticus JOP 1030-1 is the source of this 501-nucleotide messenger RNA. RefSeq lists its product as uncharacterized. The coding region runs from base 73 to 489 and encodes 138 amino acids. NCBI's taxonomy places the organism in Eukaryota, Fungi, Ascomycota, Eurotiomycetes, Eurotiales, Aspergillaceae. The transcript has 2 exons. The record is from RefSeq and is a predicted model, not a curated record.
CAGAGCAUUAUUCACGCAGGAGGUGACCAAGUAUUCUUUUAUCUAAUCUAUAUCGCGCCCCCUCCAACCAAAAUGGCUGCAACACCGCCCGAGUCGCCUACAAGCGCCCAAGACAACCAGCGACAACCCCAGACCGCCACGAAAUCUCGCCAGAAGCAGCAGCAGCGUGACUUUUUCCAGGAUACCGCCGGCGCGGACGAGACCGCCGGUGCCUUGCAGCGACAGCCCCGUCGACGGCGACAACGAGCCCCAUCGUCCGCCGAGACCUCAGUUGACGAAUCCAUCGACCCGCGCGAUCAACAGCAGCAACAGCAGCAGCAACAACAGGCCAUGACGACGAUGCAAGGUGGUGCGCAGGGGUGGUCGCUCGAGCCGGAGGCCGACAAGGAAGACACCGGGCUGAAGCUGAAGCUGGAUCUAAAUCUGGACAUCGAGGUGGAGUUGAAGGCGAAAAUCCACGGAGAUAUCACUUUAGCGUUGCUGUCCUGAACAUGGGGAGGG